AUGUCGCUAAACGAACAGAGUCUUGAUACUAAUCUAAGAGAAUUAUCAGCAAAACGUAGCUCAUUUAAAGGCCGACUCACUAAGUUUAAAAAUAACUUAGACGUUUUGUCUAGUUGCAAGUCGAUUUCGCCAGUCGAAGUCAGCAAAUUAUCAAUUAAAUUAAGCCGAUUUGAAACAUUGUUUACGGAUUUCGAUGAGCUACAAACGCAAAUAGAGGUUCUUAAUGUAGAAAACCUAGACGCGGAAUUAAAUAUUCGCGAAACUAUUGAGCAAGACUUUUGCUAUUGCAUCGCGACUGCCCAGCAAUUAAUUGAUACAAAUUCUACUCCAAAGAAACAAAAUAAUUCAUCGCAUUCUUGUCAUGAUCACGACAAAUGCGACGGGUUGUUGGGUUUUAAGUUACCAACUAUUAAAAUUUCAAACUUUGAUGGUUCUUAUUACAAAUGGCUGGAAUUUAAGGACAUCUUUGUGUCUCUAGUCCAUGAUAAUACUAGAAUAAAAGAUAUACACAAGUUUUAUUAUUUGAAUUCAUACCUAGAAGGAGAGGCCGCCCGCGUGAUAAGUAAUUUGGAAGUAAGUGAUAAAAAUUAUAGUAAGGCAUGGCAGCUUCUCUGCGAGCGUUAUGAUAACAAGCGCCAAUUGAUAAAUAAUCACUUAAAGGCUUUGCUCAGUGUAGAUACGGUUCGCGAAACCGAGAAAUCUUUUCGUUUUAUUAUAGACCAUGUCACUAAAAACUUACGUGCCCUUCACACAUUAGGGUUGCCUACUGAAAGUUGGGACAUGCUUAUAAUUUUUCUUAUUUCUCAAAAACUAGACCCCACCACAAGUUUGAAGUGGGAAGAAAGCAGAAGUUCAUUGAAAGACAUCCCUACACUAGAUGAUUUCUACCAAUUUCUAAAAAAUAGGGCAGAUGUAUUUGAGACAAUUAAAGGCAAACGUCGCAGUUCCACAGAACCCUCACCAAAGGGUAAGAGGGAGUUUACUAAAUCAUUCUCGGCGACCAGUUCACCUUCUAAAUCUAAAUUUAAUUUUGUCUGUCCAGUUUGUGAAGGUAAACAUCGUAUUUACGAGUGCUUGACCUUCAAGAAUAAAUCUCCAGAAGAUAGAUCUGCACUCGUAUCUUCUCUAAAUCUUUGCCGGAAUUGCCUCCGCAAGGGCCACAGCGUGGAGCAGUGCCGCCUGCCUGGUGGUGGCUGUAAGACCUGUAACCAACGGCACAAUUCACUGAUCCACGUCAACGUCUCCGAAAGUGAAGAAGAACCAGCACUAGAGACUGUUACCAUGUCAUCCACGUCGGUAACUGAAGUUCUACUAUGCACCGCACUAGUUGAUAUGUUUAAUCCGUCCACUAAUGAAAAGGUCACAGUGCGUGCUCUUCUUGACAGCGGAAGCCAGUCCUCAUUCUUGACCACAGCUGUCAAACAAAGUCUUGGCUUACCUUCUCAAAAGAUCGAUACCAAGAUCAUUGGUAUCGGUGACACCAAACUAAAUGUUUUAUCAGAACGAUGUUUAGUCCACAUAAAAUCAAAACAUUCCUCUUUCAAUACGACUGUAUCUUGUUUAGUUUUGCCUAAGCUUACAGGUCAACUGCCUAAGAUUGCCUUCGAUAUUACAAGAUUGAAUAUUUCCAAGUUUCAGCUGGCGGAUCCAACAUUUAACAUUCCCUCUGACAUUGAUGUUAUUCUGGGCGCAGAGCUGUUCUGGUGUAUCAUUGGCACUGAACAGCAUUCUCUUGGUGAGCACUACCCUAUUUUGCGUAGCUCCAAGUUAGGAUGGCUAAUAGCCGGUCCUAUAGGCCCUAGUAAAAAGGCACAUAAAUCGAAGCCUGCUCAAGAAACUUCUUGCAACUUAGUUAGUUGCGACUCAGAUUUAUCUAACGAAAUUACCAAAUUUUGGGAACUUGAGAAAGUGCCUAUAAAGACCAUCUAUACAGAAGAGGAACGUCUUUGCGAACAGCAUUUUCUCCAAAACACUUACCGCUGUGAUGAUGGCUAUUUUUGCGUAAGAAUCCCGCUUCGUUGUGACAAGGAUUGUUUAGGGAAUUCUUAUGCAUUGGCAGGAAGAAGUAUUUUUAACCUUGAAGGGCGCUUCAAUAAACAGCCUUUACUCAAGCAAUCAUAUGUAGAAUUCAUGAGGGAGUAUGCAGACCUUAAGCAUUUAUCUGUGUACGACAAACCCCUAUCAGAAUCUUCAUUUUAUCUGCCUCAUCAUCCAGUUCUUCUAAAACUAACCAGGAAAUCGACUAUCACUGAAAUUUCUGAACUUAAUUCCCAUGCCCCUACAUCACAGAACCCAGCUUAUUUAGUUUCACGUGGUGUGCAGCCCUCUUGCGUGAAUCAAUGUGAGUUAUGGUGGCAUGGAACAAAUUACCUUUUAGAACCAGAAGCGUCUUGGCCCGCACAAGAACAUAGAAUUAAAAACCUACCUGAAAUCAAAGCACUCGCAGUGGAGGCCCAGGAACCUUUCUUUGAUUUAACUAGAAUUUCAAGAUUUCCUAUUUUACAACGCAUUUAUGCCUGGGUGCUUCGAUGUAUCAAUGACGUAAGAAAGUCCAAAAAUAGGUUGACUGGUCUAUUGCGAUCUUCCGAACUUGAUAAUUCUAUGUGUGCUCCAGUGAAGAUUUCACAAGGUCAGUCUUUUGCAAACGAAUUGACACUUUUGUCUAGCAAUAAGCAGUUUAAAGCAAGUUCACUUCUGUCUUCAUUGGACACCGUUAUUGAUGCAAAGGGUAUACUCCGCGUAGGUGGCCGUCUUUCUAUGUUCGAUUUUAAUUACGACAAAAAAUGUCCAAUUUUAUUAUAUGCUGACAGUCAUCUAACUAAGAUUUUAUUUUAUAACGAGCGUGAUCGUCUAAAAUCUGGGGAGUUUCAAGACUCUGUACAAAACUUUGUAUCCAAACAGAAUAUUGAGUUUGAGUUCUCCCUCGUAUACGCUCUUAACUUCAGUGGUUUGUGGGAGGCCGGCACAAAGGCAACCAAAUUUCAUCCAAAAAGAGUAAUGUGCACAUCCAACUUAACUUUCGAGGAAUUAUCUUCAUUGUUUGCACAGGCCACUCAUGUCCUUGCCGAGUCCACCUCUACUGGAAAUCAACACCAACCGACUCGACCGAUUUCAACGGCUGGAGCAGGCGCGCCAGCACUUUUGGAAGCGAUGGGCUAACGAGUAUGUGGCCGAACUACAAAAGCGCACGAAGUGGCGCACAAGGUGUACAACAUUGAAGGUACACGACCUAGUUUUGCUGAAGGAGCCAAGCGCGCCUCCGCUCUGCUGGCGCCUUAGCAGAGUGACACAACUGCAUCCCGGCGCUGAUGACGUGCCCCGCGUUGCAGACAUCUCCACCGCUCAGGGCAUUGUGCGACGGGCCCUUAAUCGGAUCUGCCUGUUGCCAACUUCUUGCUCUUGAAAGGAUCUUUCAAGGGCCGGGAGGAUGUUCGCGCCGCUAGGAUGUGUGUAUACCUAGAUAUAUGUGUCGAGUGACGUGACGCGUAUAAAGUGUUAAAAUGAGAACCCCGACAUUCGAAAUGCGGUAAGAUAGACAGCUACGCGCCGCCUGUGCGUCCACCAUGUUACUUAUUCUCAAUUCUGUACAGUAGUAAUAAAAUGCUUUUAAACAACAUUAGUUGUUAUUCGAGCUUGUUCGACACCUAUC
Maniola jurtina (meadow brown) is the source of this 3649-nucleotide messenger RNA. RefSeq lists its product as uncharacterized. Gene Ontology annotation, molecular function: aspartic-type endopeptidase activity. The transcript has 2 exons. Lineage: Eukaryota; Metazoa; Arthropoda; Insecta; Lepidoptera; Nymphalidae. The coding region runs from base 1 to 3159 and encodes 1052 amino acids. The record is from RefSeq and is a predicted model, not a curated record. Gene Ontology annotation, biological process: proteolysis.